UGGAGAGACUGGCGGAAGCCAGCUUUGCAAUAUGGCGGCUGAGGCAGACGGAGCGCUUAAACGGCUGCUGGUGCCGAUUCUUUUACCUGAGAAAUGCUACGACCAACUUUUCGUUCAGUGGGACUUGCUUCACGUUCCCUGCCUCAAGAUUCUCCUCAGCAAAGGCCUGGGGCUGGGCAUUGUGGCUGGGUCACUUCUAGUAAAGCUGCCGCAGGUGUUUAAAAUCCUGGGAGCCAAGAGUGCCGAAGGGUUGAGCCUGCAGUCCAUAAUGCUUGAUCUAGUGGCAUUGACUGGGACCAUGGUUUACAGCAUCACUAACAACUUCCCAUUCAGCUCUUGGGGUGAAGCCUUAUUCCUGAUGCUCCAGACGAUCACCAUCUGCUUCCUGGUCAUGCACUACAGAGAACAGACUGUGAAAGGUGUCGCUUUCCUGGCUUGCUAUGGCCUGGUCUUGCUGGUGCUUCUCACACCUCUGACGCCCUUGACUGUAGUCACCCUGCUCCAGGCCUCCAAUGUGCCUGCUGUGGUGGUGGGAAGGCUCCUCCAGGCAGCCACCAACUACCACAAUGGGCACACAGGCCAGCUCUCAGCCAUCACAGUCUUCCUAUUGUUUGGGGGCUCCCUGGCCCGAAUCUUCACUUCCAUUCAGGAAACUGGAGACCCCCUGAUGGCUGGAACCUUUGUGGUCUCCUCCCUCUGCAAUGGCCUCAUCGCUGCCCAGCUUCUCUUCUACUGGAAUGCAAAGCCUCCCCACAAGCAGAAAAAGGCGCAGUAGAGCCAGCUGAUAGUCAUUCCGUUUCCACUCAUUUACCCAACCUCAGGGUUCUCCCCAUCUGAGCCAGCCUGCUGGUGUGACUUACUCAUCCGCCAUUCCUCUGCAGUGGCAGACUUCCUGAGCCAGUUUGCUUUUAGUGGAAACAAAUGGUUGAUAGAUCCAGAUCCUUAGAAAAGGAGAGGAUAGGGGUAGCGUCUUCCAAGCCAAAGUUUUGACAUUUGAGUGCUUUUCUAACAUGUACUGUUAACUCAAUCAUUCAGCCAAGCCUCUUCCUCUAGCAGCAAUUUCCCUGUUUAACCCUCUCCCUGGGCAAAUGUUUUACCCUGGCCUCUAACCUCCCUACUUCCCUUCUGGCCCUACAAGAGAGCCUGGACAGCAGAGUGGAGGGAACUGGGGGGCUGUGGCUGGCUGCCUUCCUCCCUCACUCCCUCCCUCAGCCUGAUUGGGACUGCCUCCGAGACCCCAGUGCUGGGGGUGGGGGAAGGUGGACAGAGAAUGACUCAGGCAGGGCCCCAGGGUGGGGUGAGGAGGUUCCUGCUCUGGCAGGUCUAGGCGGAAGGGAGUGGAGAUGGGGCUGGUUCCUGCUGCAGUGAGGGGAACAGAUGGGACAAUAAAGACUGGAGACGCAGUUGAAUAAUAGAAAACUGUGUUUAAUACUACCAAAAA
Molecule: messenger RNA, 1441 nt
Organism: Callithrix jacchus (white-tufted-ear marmoset)
Lineage: Eukaryota; Metazoa; Chordata; Mammalia; Primates; Cebidae
Gene: MPDU1
Product: mannose-P-dolichol utilization defect 1
Biological process (GO): oligosaccharide biosynthetic process
Source: RefSeq, a predicted model, not a curated record